UAUUUUUUCAAGAAUUUCGCAUUCUUGGCAUUCUUGCUGCGCUCCUCCCAUUACAAAACUUUAUUGAAAACCGUUUGAAAAGAAACAGACACAAUCGAAUUUUGUUUUUGGAAUUCAUCACAAUGAAUUUGUGUAAAUUAAAAGUGGUGAAAAUUUGUAACUUUAAAUCGUACAAAGGACUAUCAAAAAUCACAGAUUUCAAACAAUUUACGGUUAUAAUUGGACCGAAUGGAUGUGGAAAAUCAAAUUUUAUGGAAGCAAUUGCUUUUGGAUUAGGGGAUAAUUGGCAGAAUUUUCGUGUCAAUAGUUUAUUGGAACUUAUUUAUUGUGAUGAAAUGAAUAUACAAAAAAGUUCUUGUUUCGUUGAAUUGUUAUUUCGUUUUGAUGAUGGCGAUGAAAAAGUAUUCAAACGCACCUUGUUAAUCAACAGUCUAGACUGCAAGUUCGAAUUUAAUGGUUCUGAUGUUUCGAGUGACGAUUACAAAGCGGAAUUGAAAUCAAUUGGAAUUCUUGAUUUAGGCAAAAAUUGCCUAGUUUAUCAAGAAGAUAUUCAAUCAAUUACAACUCAAGAUUCAAAAGCAAGAUGUCGAUUGUUUGAACGCAUGAGUGGCUCCAAAAUUCUUGAAAGUGAAUAUAAUGUUGCUAAACGUAAAUACGAGAAAGUGAAGCAGAAGGAAAAAUUUACUUUCGACGAAUUAAAGGAAAUGAAAGCUAAUGUAAAUAUUUUAUCAAAGGAAGAAAAGCAAUUAGCAGAAUAUGAAAAUUUAAAAAAAGAAGAGCGUGAUUUGAAACGAAAUGAACAACUUUUUGUUCUCUAUCAUGAGGAACAUGAUUUAAAAAAAUUGGAAGACACAAUAAUUGAGGAAGAGGAAAAAAGAAAUAAUUUAAGUCAAACAAAAUUGGAAAUGAAGCGCGCUUUAGAUAUUUUAAUUGAAAAUAUUGAAGAUAGUAAAGUUUCAUUAAAUGAAUACGAAAAAGAAAUCCAGGGUAAAGAAAAAUUGGCACAAGAGGAGAGGGAAACUUUACAGCUAAACGAGGAGGAAAUAAAUCUUUUUAGAAAAAAAAUAGAAGAGAUCAAGAAAAACUGUGUUGAUUUCGAAAAAAGGUGCACGAAUCAAAAAGAAAAUAUUCUUGAACUCAAUCGUCAUAAAAAAUUAUUGAUCGAUGAAUUGAAUAAGUUAAAUGAUCUAGUUACACAUAGUCCUCGACAACUCAAUGAAGAACAGUACGAGGAGUAUUUUCAAUUAAAAAAGGAAGCGGUAAAUAAAACAGCAAUUUAUUCAAGUGAAAUUGAAAAGGAAGGAGAAAAACUCGACGGUUAUCGGUAUAGAUUAGAAAAUGAGAUGCGAAAGAAAAAUGAUGUCAAACAAAAAAUUGAUUUUCGUCUAAAUCAAUAUCAGAAUUUACAAGAUAGAAUUAAUAAUAUUAAAGAAAAUUUGAUAAAUGUUAAAGCAUCUCUAGAUGAAAAGGAAAAAUUGCGUGAAAAUUUGACGGAAGAAUUAAAUGCCAGUUCGAGAAGUUCACAAAAUUUGAAAGAGAAAUUAGAAGCAAUUGUUGAACAAUUAGAAACUAUGAAUAUGUCAAAAGAAUACUUGAAGGAAGAAAGGGAAAAAUUUGAUAUUUUAAAUCGAAUGAAAAAUAAUGUCAAUGGAAUUGUAUAUGGACGUUUAAUUGGUUUAUGUAAACCGCGUGAUCCUCGUUACAAAACAGCGUUGGCAAAAAUUUUCCAAAAAAAUGCCCAUGCUAUUGUUACUGAUACAAUGGACACUGUUGAGGAGUGUAUUAACUUUUUGAAAAAUGAAAAUAGCGGUUUCGAAGCAUUCAUUCCACUGGACAGUAUUCGCGUUAAAUCAAGAAAACAAAAAUUUGGAACAAUUGCAAAUGCCAAAUAUGCUUUUGACUUGAUUGACUUUUCCCCUGAAAUUGAACGCGCAGUGAGAUUUGCAACGGAGAAUAUUCUCAUUUGUGAGGACAUUGAAACCGCAAAAAAAUUAUCGAGUAGUGAACAAAAAUUUGCGCACACUUGCGUUUCACUAGAUGGAACAAUGUUUAAAAAUGAUGGAUGCAUAUCAGGUGGAACUAAUAUUGGCAAACUAUCCAAGAGUUUUAAUGCAGAGAAUUAUGAAAAUUUAAAAUUACAAAAGGAACAAGUGAUGAAAGAAUUAAAAGCUUCUUCAAAUGUUGAACUCAAAAACUUUAAAAUAAAGUCACUUGAGACUGAAAUUAAUUCUUUAAGAAUACAAAUUUCAUUUAUUGAGGAUCAAUUAAAAAAAGAAAUCGAAUUUUUGGAAGAAAAGGAAACAGAAUUGAACAAUUUGAAAGAAGAAGACAAAGAAAUAUCGAGCGCAAUAGAAGAAAUAAAAGAUGAGUUGUCGAGCAAAAAAACAGUAAUUAAUACAAAAAGACACAGAAUGCAUGAAAUUGAAGACGAAGUUUUUGCAGAAUUCUGUGAGAAAAUGGGAUUUAAAAAUAUACGAGUAUUUGAAGAAGGCGAUACUAAUUUUGAGGAAAAACAAGAUAUAAUUAAGGAUAUUCAUGAUCAUAUCACUCGAAUAAAUGAAGAAAUAAACAUUGAAAACUCGAGAGAUUAUAAAAAUGAAAUCGAGAAAUGUAAAACAAUCGAAGAAGAAAUGAAGACGAAGUUAAAGGAGAAUAUAAAAGUAAAUGAAAUAGUUAAAGGCAAAUUAAAGGAGAUUGAAAAUGAAAUAAAAAAUAUUCAAAAUGAUGCUGAAAAGUUAAAUGCUGAUAUUCAAGAGAGAUUGAAUAAGAAUCAACAACACAGUCUGUUGAUACGUAAGAAAACGCAGGAAAUUAAAAAAAUGCAGGAAAAUAUUAAGAAAAUGAAAAACGAUAAAUUGAUUAUUAAAAAUGAAAUGAAUGAAAUUCUUAUGGAUUGCCGAUCGAACUUUAUAAAUCUUCCUCUGUUAUCGGGAAAUUUAAAUGAAUAUUUAGAAGAUGACAGUGAAAAUACUAUUGAAAUUGAUUACAGUACUUUGAAGGAUGAAUAUAAAAUCGAGGAAAAUAAAGCACUUGCUAAUAAAGAAUUUGGUGAAAAACUUUAUGAAAUUCGUUGCAAACUUGAAAAUUGUAUUGUUCCAGAUGAAAAGAAUAGUGACAUGUUGAAAGAAACAAAGCAACAGUUAUUAAGGCUAAAAAGAAAAUUCAGUGAAGAAAAGAAGGUAAAUGAAAAAAUUCAUAAGACUUUUGAAGACAUUAAAAUCAGAAGGAGAAAUUUAUUUGAAUCAUUUUUUAAUGAAGUUAAUGGCAAUAUCGAUUCCAUAUACAAGAAUUUGACACAAAGCGAUGCCGCUCAAGCAUUAUUAAUUAUGGAAAAUUCAGAGGAACCUUAUUUAAGUGGUAUAAUUUACAAUUGCAUUGUUCCUGGCAAAAAAUAUAUGUCAGUGGAAGGACUUUCUGGAGGUGAAAAAACAAUGGCAGGCUUCACCUUAAUACUUGCUAUUCAAAAAGCAAAUCCUGCGCCAUUUAUGUUUUUGGAUGAAAUGGAAGCUGCAUUAGAUGUAAAGAAUGUAGAUAAAAUUGCUGAUUAUGUUGAGAAAGAGGAAAAGCAGUUCAUAUUAAUCAGUCAUAAAGCUGAGCUUAGUUCCAAAGCAUCGGCCAUUAUAGGAAUCACAAAAAAAGGCAAAUUUAGCACGGACAGUUGUCUCUUUACUGUUGAUUUACAAAGAUAUCAGGGAUAAAACAGUAACAAAAGAAAUCUCUAAAAAUCAAAAAUUAAAAAUACUAAACUAAAUAACUAUCUAAAUACUUAAUACUUAACUACUAAACUGGAUACACUUUAAAUAAAAAAGAAAAAUUAAUAUAAUCAGUACAAAAAUGUUGCAUAAAAUAUGAUAAAUCUGUUAAAUUCGAAAGGAAGGAAAAAAUUAAACAAAAACUGUU
Leptopilina heterotoma is the source of this 3900-nucleotide messenger RNA. RefSeq names its product structural maintenance of chromosomes protein 1A-like. Bases 123 to 3698 code for a protein of 1191 amino acids. Gene Ontology annotation, cellular component: chromosome; nucleus; cohesin complex. The record is from RefSeq and is a predicted model, not a curated record. The transcript is spliced from 19 exons. Gene Ontology annotation, molecular function: DNA binding; ATP binding; protein binding. Gene Ontology annotation, biological process: sister chromatid cohesion. Lineage: Eukaryota; Metazoa; Arthropoda; Insecta; Hymenoptera; Figitidae.